GGUUGAACUCGUGUAGCGCUGGUGUCUGCCGACUGCAUUGGCGUACGACUUAGGCACAGUGAAGUUGGUCAGAGGGGAAGAUUUGUCGACAGUUUUUAUUUACCCUGUGUAUCCUCUGUGCAUCCCUGCAGAUGCUGGAAGUACAGAGCAGUAUGCAAAAUUCUGGAGGAACUCUGGAGAUUUCCAUUGAAAAGACUAACAGGUUAAGGCAAGAACUUGAACAGUUGGCCAUUACACCAGUUUGGGAGGGAAAUAAAAGACCUAUAUGGCAGCAUAGAAAAGAUCAAAUAAGAAAGGACCAAGAUGGUACCCUUGUUUCAGAUUCACAACAUUUGGAGCUACAGAACACCUCUCUCUCCAGCACAGAAGAUGAAAAUGAACUAGAAGAUGAUGAAGCUGAUGAUCGUGACUAUUCGGACGGUGUCCUAAGUGACUAUGACAUUUCUUCAACUCCAGAGGCCACUUGUUUGUCUGGAAUGGGUGUUGAACUAUUUUCUGAGAAAGAGGACUGGGAGAAAGAGCUUAAUGAAGCUUGUCCCUACGAUGAAGAUGACGUAGAAAUAAUCUAUAGAAAAAGUUGUUGUGAAGGACCACUUGUUUGGCAGGAUGAUGAAAUGUACAACCCAAGCCAUGAUCAUGCUCCUUCAUCAAGAACAAAUGUUGUAGAAAUUCCCAUUGUGCAGGGACAAUUUGAUGAUGCUGAUGAAUAAAGUUGGAAAGUCACAUCCUGAGGGAAGAAGCGAUGAAUAGCAGUUUCUAUUUCCAAGUUAUUUUCUUUAAUUUUUUGACCUAACUGUACUUUGUAAUGGAAAGUGUCUCCUGAGCUGCACCUUUCUUUUGCUUUUCAUUGACAUAGUUCAGUUCCAGGUUGCAGAACUUAAAGGAAAUUCAAAGCCUUCAUUAUUGUAGUAUGCUUUUUUUGUUUUUUUGGGGAAUUAUUUUGAUAAAUGUAAAGAAAAAUAUUUUAAGAUUGUAUACAGUCAUAAUGGAGCCUGGAGUAUUUAGCUAUUUUACUCAGAAGGAAUGUAAAAUUAGCAAAAGGAAUAAAUGAAUGGCAUGCACAUUUCUUUAGUUAUCAGAGUUGUUUUUAAUGGCAUUUUGUUAAAGUAUUUUGAAUCCCACCAUGCUUGAAAUGUUUCAUUCUGUGCAAGCAUACUAAUCUGUCAGUUAGUUGAGCAGAUGGCAAAUGUUGCUUAUAAUGGCGUUUUUUGGGUUUCCAAUGCAGAAGAAAUUGCAUAUUUCUGAACCAUGGUUAUAACUUCUGUGACAUCAGAAAAAUGUUCCUUUGUCAUAGUUUGUCAAGUUUUGUACAGAAACUGCAGGAACCAUGUAUCUAUUUUCUGUCCAUUGGAGCCAUGUAUCUUUUUUCUGUCAUGUAGGUUGGGGCAUGGUAGAAGUAAACGGAUACAGUUAUGUAUUCUUAUUUCGUUAAGUCAUUUAGUUGAGGAGUGGUAAGCCAUGGAGAAUUAUUCUUUUUGUUGACUAUUAUUAGUACACUUAAAUAUGUGUAGAAUACUAAUUUAGUUCAACCACUUAGGCUAAUUGGGAAGUUAUUGGAAUGCUAAUUGGAUUGCUGACUUCGCUUAAAUAUGUUAGUUCAAGUGUUAAUUUUGUUACUUCGCUAAUUUGAACGUUAAAUUGCUAAUUUUGUUUCAUUAGUUUUUUCAUCACUACAAGAUCGUUCAUCUUUGGCUUUGUAAUAAAGGAUUCCUACUUUGGAACUUGGUUAUUUCAAAGUGUGCCAUACAGUGUCGAUCUCCUGGCUUGGUGUCUCAGUGGUUUGUUUUAAUGUAACCGCUACAGGACUUUUCUAAUUUGGAGGAAAUUAGAGGAAAUUAUUUUUGAGGAAGGUAUUAUUAAACCAAUUUGAAUGAGUUGACUGAAACUUUUGUUUAUUCAGAAAUUGCAAUGUAAUAUACUAGAUUUAAUUAUUAUUUGAAGUCUUGACCAGUUUCUCCUUCAAUAAUUCAUGAUAGAAG
This is a messenger RNA of Mobula hypostoma (lesser devil ray), 1979 nucleotides long. Its product is annotated as coordinator of PRMT5 and differentiation stimulator-like. Bases 132 to 710 code for a protein of 192 amino acids. Gene Ontology annotation, cellular component: nucleus. The transcript has 4 exons. The record is from RefSeq and is a predicted model, not a curated record. Lineage: Eukaryota; Metazoa; Chordata; Chondrichthyes; Myliobatiformes; Myliobatidae. Gene Ontology annotation, molecular function: histone binding.